Frankliniella occidentalis (western flower thrips) is the source of this 1507-nucleotide messenger RNA. RefSeq lists its product as uncharacterized. The annotation marks the transcript as partial. The transcript has 7 exons. The record is from RefSeq and is a predicted model, not a curated record. Gene Ontology annotation, molecular function: zinc ion binding. NCBI's taxonomy places the organism in Eukaryota, Metazoa, Arthropoda, Insecta, Thysanoptera, Thripidae.
AUGACGCCACGGGAUAUUGCAAAUCACAGGGCUGCCCUUCAGAGACAAGAAAAGGGAGGAAGGAGUGAGUCUGAAAUGCUGCGAGAUACGCUGCUGGAUUUAUGUGUGGCCGAUUCUGGCGUUGCAAUCAACACAGUGAAAGACACUGACGGCAUUGUGCAAGUACUCUUUGUCCAAACAACAGAAAUGAGAGAGAAUGUGCGGAAGUAUGGUGUGGUGGUGCAUCUAGACCACACAUAUAAAAUUGAUAAAAAUGCUAUGCCUGUGGCAAUAUUAAUGGUGAGGGAUGGUGCAGGACUUGGGAGAGUUGCUGGAAUAGCAUAUGUGAGCAAUGAGGAGAAAGUUACAGUCGCCUCUAUUUUAGAAGCUUUUAAGGAAUCAAUUGGCGAAGAAGUAGCCAACAAUAUUUGGACAUUUGUCAUAGACAAGGACUAUUCAGAGGCUGGUGCCAUCAAUAAGAUUUUCCCCAAAGCUGCAAUCCAGCUAUGCUUAUGUUGGUAUGAUUCUAAUAUGGUCCACUCAAGAUGGAAGAUUCAAAAGCCCUCUGAAAACAAAACUGCGAGCGAUACCAAUAGAGGUAUGAUCACCAGUAAGACUAUUCCAGCCAAGACAGUCCCAAAAACUUCUAAUCAAAGAUUCAGCAUGGCCAAUGUUCUAUGCCAGAAAAUUUGUAACGUGUUGGCUGCCUGUGGAAAAGAACAAUAUGCACUGCGGUACAAGGUACUGCAAGAUUUGUUCCAUACUUGGUGUGAGGGUGAAGAAGUCACGGUGUCAGUUUCUUCAGAAGGACAUGUUGCCUGCAACACUGGAAUCAGAAAUAAUACUCAAAACCAUGAGGAGUCAAACAUCAAAGGGCCACCUAUUAACCAACAAAUAGAUUGUGAAACAUUUGGCACAAAUACCUCAACUCCAAUUAUGGUUGAAAUUCCACUAGAUGAGGAUCAGAAUUCAAUCACACUCACAGGUUCUGCAACUUGUAAUCUACAAGCCCUGAAAGAGACUAUAGGCAAUAUUACACUGCCUCCAUCAGUAAAACAUAAAGGUAGACGGAAGGCUAUGACUAAAACCAAUGAUGGUCGCUGGCAAAAAGGGAAAGGAUUUAAGAAAAGUGUUACCAAUCGUCCACGUGGUGUCAUAAGGUCACUGGAGGAGAAAAGAGAAGAUGCUGCACAGAAACGCAAGAUACGCGCUGUAAAUAUUUCAGAUGACGAUGUUAAGAAGGUUGGGAAUACUUGGACAAUUGUCUCACAGACUGACAGAAGUACGACCUAUACUGUUUCUAAAAAGUCUCUACUCUUUUCAACUUGCAUGUGUAUAACUGGUCACUGUGGUCAGUGCUUGACAUGUACAUGCAAGGAUACAAACAAACCCUGCAAGCAUGUCUUAAAAAUUGUUGAUUACUGCCAGAACAAUGGAACAGAACAGUUGAAGCCUAUGUCAGUCCAGGAGACAUGUAGUAACCCAACAUUAACAAAUGAUGGCUCACAGAAUUCAGUACUUGAAGAAG